Molecule: messenger RNA, 714 nt
Organism: Carassius carassius (crucian carp)
Lineage: Eukaryota; Metazoa; Chordata; Actinopteri; Cypriniformes; Cyprinidae
Gene: mal2
Product: mal, T cell differentiation protein 2
Exons: 4
Coding region: 51-584 (177 amino acids)
Biological process (GO): myelination
Cellular component (GO): membrane
Molecular function (GO): structural constituent of myelin sheath
Source: RefSeq, a predicted model, not a curated record
GGAUUCUCCCAUGCAUUAGUCCUUUGUUUAACCUGUAUUUGUCAAGUUGAAUGAGGAUGGCGGAAACACCGAACCCGGCCACUACCUCCUUUCCAGCACCGACUAUUUCCCUACCCCUUGGAAUGGAAAUAUUCAGGACAUAUUCAGGGGCCCUGAUUUGUUUGGAAAUUGUGUUUGGAGGGUUGGUGUGGAUAUUAGUAGCGUCAACGAAUGUGUCCGUGCCAUUGUUGCAAGGAUGGGUGAUGUUUGUCUCAGUAACCAUGUUCAUCUGUUCAUCUCUAUACCUUGCCCUGUUUCUGCUGGGCCUGGCUGACAAGAUUAACACUGAUUGGAAUUUCAUGGACAUGUUCUACCAUUUCAUCGCUUUGCUGUUUUAUUUUGGUGCAUUUUUGCUGGAAGCUACAGUUUCAUCUGCGGGUGCAUAUGCAAACAGCACCUGCAUACGCAGGCCCCGUGGCAAUAUAAUAACAUUUCUGGACUACAAAGAAUAUACCAUUAAUGUUGCUGCUGCGAUAUUUUCAUUCAUAGUGACUUUGUGUUAUGGCUGUAGCAUGUUCAUGGGCUUCAGGAGAUGGAGAAAAUAACACACAAAAAUGAAGCAUAUGUAACCAAUUCAUAACACAAUAUCAAAUGUAAACUGUGAAAUAAACUGAAUUAAAUAAGGAGAUUAUGGUUUACCACAAUGUCUCUGGGGACUUUAGUCACAUUCAAAUA